Messenger RNA from Phlebotomus papatasi, 14102 nucleotides. It is a transcript of the gene tutl, whose product is annotated as protein turtle. The transcript is spliced from 11 exons. The coding region runs from base 2279 to 6238 and encodes 1319 amino acids. Gene Ontology annotation, cellular component: axon; plasma membrane. Gene Ontology annotation, molecular function: cell-cell adhesion mediator activity. The record is from RefSeq and is a predicted model, not a curated record. Lineage: Eukaryota; Metazoa; Arthropoda; Insecta; Diptera; Psychodidae. Gene Ontology annotation, biological process: homophilic cell-cell adhesion; axon guidance; dendrite self-avoidance.
UCUAUGUAUUAGAGGUGGAGUUUUUCGGUUACUUGGAAAAUCCAUGUUGUUCUGGAUUUGUGCCAACAAUUGAAUUUUCUCACAGGGACUGACAUAAAAGUGAAAAUCCCCAAUUUGGAUGGUAUUUUCGUGGGAAAUGGUGUGCUUAUUCGACCCAAAAGUACUCGGACGGACAAAUGGGAUGGUGAAAAAUCGACUAAUCCCUUUCCUUUCUUUUUUUUCUCUCAUUUUUUUUCUAACGAAUUCUUGUUACUGGGAUAGCAAAUAAUAGUGGAUAGAUUUUGGCUUUUCGAAUUUUGGGAUUGGUGGUAUUCGAAGUGGGUAUAGUGAAUCAGUUUAUAUGCUUUUGUGGGGGGAAAUUAUCCAGAAUAACGAUGAGAAAGUGUGCUUGAAGCUAAUUUGCAUUCUCGUAACGUCUUUUCUUCUCCUUUAGUCACUUGUGGUUGAGACGUAUGGGCUGUGGUAUGAAAGUUUUCGUUGAUUGAAUGUAUGUAUUUUGUGUUAAGUUAAAUACUUGGAUAGUUUCUCUUGUGUGAUUUUGCAAUUGGAGGAAGGGAUAAAGAGAAACUUGUCACAUAUGGAUGGUUAGAGAAUUGUGGAAACCAUCUCGCUGAUCCAACAAACGAUGUAUGUGGAACCUAUGCGCAGACUCGGUUCUACAUCGUUAGAUGUUCGCGAAGAGGAUUCGACACCGCCGCUGCGUCGUCGUGGGCAGAAACAUCACAAAUUCAUCGUCAUCCGCACAAAUAGCAGGGCUGCUGCAAAUAUCUAUUGCAGACUACCACUCUCAGUCACAUCAAAUCGUCAGUGAUCCACCCAGUUUUGUAGCGUGCGACUCCUUGUGUUGUGUCUAUCAGUUGUGUGUAGUCCUCUAUACAGUGUGUCUCUCACCCUUGUGUCAAGUGUCAGUGGGGAACAAUUAAUUGUCACCAGAGUAAUUUCUAGCCACCUUCUACCCUUACCCGAAGCCUACCACCCCCACAUAACUGCUCAAUUGAGAAGCAUAGAAAAAAAAGUUCGUUUAGAAGAUACUAAGUUUAAGAGCUACAAUAGGGCUGCAACUACCUUGAAGUGACCUGAGUGAUAUUCCUCGCCCAAAGUCAUUGGGGACUUUUUCAUGGCGUGACCAUGAAAGCCUCAAUACCGGGCCUGAUUUUUCACCCCUCACGAAUCCCUUAUAUCACCAUCCUGGGGAAGAUGGAUUUUGCUGGGUAACUGAAGCCCUAACAAUGUGCGUGUGUGUGUGUACAUGGAUUUUGAUGGAAAAUUUUCCUAAGAAGCAACUUCGGUAAACUUCCUUCCCUCUUAACUCAAACACGGAAUGGGUUUUGAUUUACACAACAAAUCCCCGGAGGUGAUUUGUUUUUUCAUCUUUGAGCAAAAUUUUCAUUUGAACCUUGCCGUUUGUUCUGCCGACUUAUCCCAUCCAAUCUCUCGUAGUGCGAACCCUUGGCAGAAAUCCCAGUCAAUUGCUAGUCUAUUGAUGUGAAAAUUCACAGUGAAAUUUUGGGCAGAAAAUAUGUGAUGAGAAUUGAAAUUUUCUUCUAUAGACCACACCCGCUCUCUGUGCUAUAUUCAGCCUUUGGAUAGUAUAUGUAUCUGUGUAGAGGUUGACUAAUACAGGGGCAAAAACAACCCCUACGGAAGUCACACACAAGCGCAUGAUUCGACGUCACGGGCAGAAAUAGCCAGGGAUGUGCGGUGGAAAACGGCAUAAUCGCGAUACUUGCCGGGAUAUUUCACACACUUUCACGCGCGGUGCCUACACACAUCCUCAGCAUGGCCACAUUUUUGGCGUCUGUAGCACCAAAAAAUUUUCACCCCUCUGGUAGUAUUUGUGUCCUGAAAAUUAUAUGGCACUCUCUUUUGCUGUUGUUAUAGUUUGUGCGACAACGAAAUGAUGCAAUAAAAGCCAUUUCCACCGUUCUUUCUACCCUACCCUAUCCCCGCCUAACCUCCAAAAAAAAGACACCGUAAUCACUGGUGAAUACUGCAGGAACUCCGUCUUGUAACUUGAGUGUGUGAUAAGUUGUAGGAUAAUAGAAGACACUGAACCUAUUCAAUGUGAAACGGUGCCUUUGGUGUGUUAUUUCGUGGUGAAUUGAAGGACUCUUAAGAAAAAGUGUAAGAUACUGUCGCGUGUGUAUAACCAAGAAAAAGACGGAACGCAAGCAUCACCAUUCUCGAUAGCACCUCCAUAGACGGAGAUGUCAUAUCAGCACAGGUGACGCCGCUGCAAUGAGGACGAUGCGUUAGCAGUGACUAUGGGAUCAGAGGCAUGGGCGUGCGUGCAGACCCUGGGUCUUUCCGGUGGUGUCAGGCAUUAAGCCGGUCGCGAUCAAUCGCCACUACUCGAUCAUCUCCCGAGUGGACACUCCUCUGCCUCAUUAUACUAGUUCUAGUCGGAGGAAUUGCAUCAAAUACGAAUUUAGCAGCCCAACAGGAUGCCGUACAUAUUACUGCCAUUCUUGGAGAAAGUGUUGUCUUCAAUUGUCACGUCGAAUUUCCUGGUGAUCAUCCCGUUCCCUACGUCCUCCAGUGGGAGAAGAAGGGCCAAGAGAUACCAAUAUACAUUUGGUACGAAAACUACCCAACACACAGCGGUGAAGGAUACGAAGGACGAGUAUCUCGUGUAUCACCUGAUUCAUCUUUUGGCGCAGCAUCCCUCAACUUGACAAAUAUUCGUGAAUCGGAUCAGGGGUGGUAUGAGUGCAAAGUCGUAUUCCUCAAUCGAUCGCCCAACAACAACAAGAACGGCACUUGGUUCCAUUUAGAUGUUCACGCACCGCCGAGAUUUAGUGUCACCCCAGAAGAUAUAAUCUACGUUAAUUUAGGUGAUUCAAUAAUUCUAAAUUGCCAGGCCGAUGGCACACCUACACCAGAAAUACUGUGGUACAAAGAUGCCAACCCGGUGGAACCUUCUUCUACUGUGGGCAUCUUUAAUGAUGGCACCGAGUUGCGCAUCUCAACCAUCCGCCACGAGGACAUCGGAGAUUACACGUGUAUCGCGCGCAAUGGUGAGGGCCAAGUCUCCCAUACGGCCCGUGUUAUAAUAGCGGGCGGCGCUGUUAUCAUGGUGCCGCCCACAAAUCAAACAAAGUUGGAGGGCGAAAAAGCUCAGUUCACUUGCGAGGCAAAGGCUAUGCCCGGCAAUGUGACUGUGCGAUGGUUCCGCGAGGGUAUUUCAGUGCAGGAGGUGGCCGCCCUCGAGACACGUGUCACCAUCCGCAAGGAUGGCUCCUUGAUCAUUAAUCCAGUCAGUGCUGAUGAUUCGGGAUUGUACUUGUGUGAGGUGUCCAAUGGAAUUGGCGAUCCGCAGAGUGCUUCGGCCUAUUUGAAUGUUGAAUAUCCUGCCAAAGUGACCUUCACUCCAACUAUACAAUAUCUACCCUUUCGACUAGCGGGCGUUGUGCAGUGCUAUAUAAAAGCUAAUCCUCCCCUACAAUAUGUAACAUGGACCAAAGACAAGAGGCUGCUGGAACCUUAUCAAACACGAGACAUUGUGGUGAUGAACAAUGGCUCCCUCUUAUUUACACGUGUCAAUCAAAAUCAUCAGGGAAGAUAUACAUGUACACCGUACAAUGCUCAGGGUACACAGGGCUCAUCGGGGCCCAUGGAGGUGUUGGUGCGAAAGCCUCCAGUGUUCACGGUGGAGCCCGAGCCGAUGUACCAACGCAAAGUGGGUGAAACGGUUGAGAUGCACUGUGACGCUUUAGAGGCUGAGGGAACACAGAAGCCCAAUAUUCAGUGGCAGAGAAGAGAUGGGACACCCCUGCAGAGGAACAGGGUUAAGGCUACAGGUGGCAAUAUAACUAUUGAGAACCUACGAAGGUCCGAUUUUGGGUACUAUCAAUGCGUGGCAUCCAAUGAAGUGGCCACCAUUGUAUCUCCAACUCAGUUAGUAAUUGAAGGUACCCAGCCCCAUGCCCCCUAUAAUAUUACGGGAACAGCUACGGAAUUCUCAGUGACCAUCUCCUGGAUGCCCGGGUACAGUGGGGGUCCUGACUACAAGCAAGACUACACGAUUUGGUAUCGCGAAGGUGGGGUAUCGGAUUGGCAGACUAUCCCUGUUACCCCAUCCGGAAGUACCCAAGUCACCGUUAAUCGUCUAUCCCCCGGAACAAUGUAUGAAUUUCAGGUGGCGGGGAAAAAUGUCCUGGGAGAUGGAUUGAUGAGCAAAAUCAUGACAAUUCGCACUCUCGACGUGAAUGCGGCGAAAAAAGUGAUUCAGACAACAUCUCCGGCUCCAGUGAAUGAGAAUGAGUUCGUUCACGCACCCGAUGAUCUCGGUCCAAAACCUGGUGUACCUCGGAAUUUGACGGUGACGGAAGUCGCCAAUGGGUUUCUCAUAACUUGGCAAACACCAUUGGAACGUGCCCAUUUGAUCCAGUUCUACACGAUAAAAUAUCGCACCGAUGCACAGUGGAAGACACUGAACCGUGGCCAAAUCCGACCGGAGGAUACAUCGUACCUGGUGAAGAAUCUCGUUGGCGGCCGCACAUACUAUUUCCGGGUACUGGCCAACUCGCUCAAGAGUUACGAAUCCAGCGAGGAGGUCAAAUUCCCGGUGCCAGCUCGGGUCAAGCACAAAGCAAUUACGGCUGGCGUCGUUGGCGGAAUAUUGUUCUUUAUAGUCGCUAUCAUUCUAUCUAUUUGUGCUGUAAAAAUAUGUAACAAGCGAAAACGACGAAAACAGGAAAAAGCAUACAACAUGGUAGCUUGUAGGGUGACGGAUGCCCAAUACGGAAAACGAAGAUCAGGCUCCAGUGGCCCUAGUCAAGUGCCUUUGAGAAAAUUUAGAGAAGGCAGAAUACCAGGCUUAAAGACCCUGGCCGCUGUUUUAAAUUGGAUCUGGCCACGUGAUCGCUGCACCAACUGCAAUUCAAUCUACACACUUUCACUGUCUGACAUCGAAGAGCGCAAUAGCCUACGCCAAAUUCACCGGGCACCCGAUGGUCGCUUUGUGUUGGCUGACGAUGCUCUGGAAGCCGAGGAGAGCCUGGAUGUGGUGGAUUCUGGUCAGCAAAGCGACGGUGGGGCCUCUCAGUACAGUAGCAGCGAUGAUGGAGGCUUCUUACCGCGAAGAAGUCGCGGAAGAGCUUCCUGGCGUCGACCCCUUGUGAUUUCACCCAGUCAGCUCAGUUCCGAUGGAUCGGGGCACAGUCGCUAUGGCUCCUUGUUGGGCAGGACGGCUCCUCUUCUAAUGCCAGCCACUCGAGCGCCUUUGCAUCAAAAUCUCCACAUAAGCACAAUCAGUGGACCCGGAACUUUGCCCUACACGCCAGCAUCGCGACUCUCACGCUUCCAUGCAAGUUCUCCGGCGACCUCAAGUACAGCUGGUAUCAUGUCACCCUGGUCGCCUCUCUACUUCAGUGACCUCAGUUCUGUUCGGCAAUCGAGUGCUGAGAGAUCUCUGCCAGCUCCUAUGGGAUCACUGAGGUACCUGCAGGAUCGUCACUUUCAUGAACUACCAGCUCUAAGGACAAUUCACGAGGAGACCCAGCGUAUGGCCAGAGGAUUUGUUCCCGUUGGACCACCAUCUCCUCACUGGCGUGGCUAUCAAUAUCUUCCACAGACGCAUCACGGAUACCGUCCGUCGAGAGGGCGUUUCUUGCCACGGCAAUGGCGUGCUAGAAGCGCUCCAGAUCUCGCGUCUCCGCUCAGCUAUCGCACAAUGGGCGUCGAGGCAUCACCAGAGAGUCGCAGUAGCUCCAGUGGCUUCGGCAGCAAGAAUACCUCAACCCAACAAAACCAGAGCUCCCAGUCUGGUGGUAGUGGUGGUGACUGGCGAUUCCUGCCUCCCUACCGACCUCCACCUCCGCCCCCAGCCGCCUUGGGCUACACUCGGCCCCUCCGUCGACCUCCCACUCCCCCAACCUACUCUAUGAGUCACUGGUUAGAUCUCGUAGCCAGGCUCAACAGUGCCUCCGAGCAAGCCAACCUCAGCAAAUCCGUGGAUGUGGGCAGUGUUGACGGCCACUACGAGUUUGAUCCCUCAACUCCCACACCCACAGCUUCGACGCCAACGGGACCUCCAGCACCUCAUCUACUCCAAAUGGAACCCUUUUCCCUGGCCAGUGCUCUGCCACCGGCCGCUCCCGGACCCAGUGGUCGGAAGAGAGUCUCACGCUACGACAACAUCGAGGCACGCGUGCAGGCCAUGAAGGAAGAGUUCUACGCCUACAGACAGCGACAGGCCAUGCGGAGGGCCGGUGUUGAGCUAGAAAGCGCCUGCUGAUCGAUCUCUCUCCCAUUUCUCAUUUCAUACGAUCUCAAGGAGUUUGUUAUAAGGUAAAAUCUUCUAACUUCCUUUCGGUUUUCCUUUAUUUCAAAAAUACUUGUACUUUAAACUUUUUGGUAUUUUCCCAAAUUUAAAUUACAGCGCAUCUCUGAAAUUGAUUGUUUGACAAGAUGUCAAUGAUGUUUAUUGCAAGAGUGUCAACACUUGUCAACUCGACAAGUUGACAAAUGUGACAUCCGCUGUCAUAUUUUGACCAGAAUGAUCAUGAGAAUGUUAAAGAAUUUUAGAAUUCAUCGGGGAAAAAUAAUUUUAGGUCACGCUUUUCUUCAGGAUUUAAUACUUCGGUGAAAUGGAAAAGUCUCAUUCACCAAUAAAUCAGGCCACGCCCAAAUAUAAUUUAUGCAGAUUUUAAAAAUUCAAAUGUUUCAACUUUCAAUUUAAAAAUUUGAAAUUUUCAAGGGAUUUUGACAUGAUCUACUCCUUCAAAAUAUUUUACAAGUGACAGAUAAAUUCAGAAAUAUGGAGAACACAACGUAUACAAGUGGGCGUGGCUUUUAAAAUAAAAUCUAUGGACAUUUUUUUCUUUUGCCCUUCACAUUCAAUAAUUUAUGGAUUGGUUAUAAAAAAGUGAUGCGUUGCCUACCAGUCCUUCUAAUAAAUUUGAAAACCGUGAAUAGAAAAUAAAAAAAAAUUGUGGUAAUACUGUGUAUAUAAGUGGGCGUGGCCUAUAGGCAAAUGUGUCGUCAAAUACGCAAUUUAACUUACAAUUUCCAUCGAAGAAACAAAGGAAUGAAUAAGGAGCAUUGAUUUACAUACAGUCCCUUCAGUUUGCAGAUAUACGUAUCAGAUGGGCGUGGCUUUUAAGACGAUCAAAGAAAGACCAUAUGUUUUUUCUUCACUUGCCACAUGUAAACAUUAUGAGACAGAGGACAAAUAAAAUUUACAUUCUUUUGCAGAAAUUUUCUAUCAGCGGAUUCAAAUUUUAGAAUUUUGUAGAUACGGUAAAUCUAAUGGGAGUCGCUUAUUAAACAGAAGAGUAUUAUUCAUUUCUUUGUUAAAUCCUUUACUUGCAACGAUCAUGGGAUUCGGAAUAACAAUUAGAAUCGUUGUCAUUCAUUCUAUCCGAGAAAUUUCCAGUCAGAGGAUAGAAAUUUGGGAAUUGGAUGAAUGCUAUAUAUCAAAUGGGCGUGGCCUUUUGGCCCACAAGAUUCUUUAUCUUUGCCUAGCACUUGCAAUAACUUCAGGGGUUGGUAAUGGAAGAUAGAAGCAUAAUCAAGCAGAAUUUCCAAAUGGUUUAUGCGAUAGUGGGGAGGGAUUUUGGAAUAAGGAAGACACGAUGUAUCAAAUGGGCGUGGCUUCUUAAAGGGAAGUUCUCAAACUAUUUUUGCUUUGAAAUCAACAUUUUAGUAAGCCUUCCUUUGGUCUAGAAUGAAGUUAUUUUUUUAAAUAGGGUCGAAGGAACACCACUUCGACAGAGAAUCCCUAUAUUGACACUUUUGUCAAAAUCUUGAAAUUUAUUUAAAGCAUCUAAUAAAAUGUAAAUGACGUUAUUUCCUUAAUCUACGUUUUCUGAUAAGGAUAGGUGUUCAUUAGUAUUCCAAAUCGCACAGAGUAGGGCGUCAAUAAGUCCUGACACGACUUCUUAAAGUGUCAAUAGGCAUUCCUGUCACCCUAAACAAUUCACUCUAUUUAAUCCCUAAUGUUAAAGAGGGCGUGGCUUGAAAUCAAUUUUGGGCGGAGCUUUUCUAGGAGUUGAAUUGCAAAUGUGUUGCAAUUUCUCUUUCAGUUCUAGAGAUUUAUAUAAAUUUUCUCUAAAUCAUUCUGCAAGAAGACAUAUCAUUUAAAAAUUGUUUUCUGGUUUUUUAUUUGCACGAAAAAUACAUGAGUGUAUUUUUUUGACCCUCAACUGUAAUCUUCUGUUUCAAAAACCACCAUUUUGUGUUCGAUAUUCUGACAAAUUCUCACUUUUCGAACACUAAAUCACUUUGUUCUUUUUAUUAGUAAUUUUUCUCCAAAAAAUAACUUAUCAAUUAAUUGUGUUCAAAUGAAAAAAAAACUGCCAAUGAAAUGGGAAAGAGAUUCGAUCGGCCAAAAUGUCAGAUAAGAAAAAUAGCGAAAGAUGGAACAUCACGAAAAAUUGAACUAAAUAUUAGAACAUUCUAGGCAUCUACAGACUGAAUAAUAAAGUAAUAGUGUGUUGCAUUUAAAUAAUUUAUUUUUCUUCCUAAAAUAUUUGUAGCGAUUUGUGACUGAUUUUUUCUGACCUUAAUUUUAGUGGUUUAAAAUCUUACGCUCACAUUGGAUUUCUUUGCCUUUUGUGUUUAUUCCCAGAAGAACAUAAAGGCAUAAAGAGCUGUAAAUUAAUUUUUCAAAAUAAUAUAGCAACAGCACGAUACUGAAAUCUCUAAAUUUUCAAUGAUAAAGACUCUCCAGCCCCAUCCCUGUAAUAUAGUUAUUGUCCAGAUAAUUUAUUAAUGAAAUGGUGUAAUAUUUGAGUUUUGAGGAUGGAGAAGACUAACACGCAUAAAAAUUCAUUAUUAUAAGCAUGGAAAUGGUAAAAAAUUUAAAUGUAAUUUACGGAAGUAAUAUUUACAAUUACAUUUUAGGACUUAUUAAAAAACAGAGCAAACAAAUUCUAAUUGAUAUAAAAGAACAAAAAAAAAUGUGCGCGUGGAUCAACGAUUUAUUGAAUUAAAGAAAAAAAUGAAGUAAUACUAUAUAUAAAUAACUGAAAUAACUUAUAUAACUUAGUCAUAGCACAUUGUAUAAGGUAAUAAAAUUAACAUUAAUGUUUUAUUUGUAAUAAGGUGAACAUACAGCCACAACAGCGCGAAUCGAGUGAAAGAGAGAAAGACAUAACGAUUUCACAGAAGAAAUAUUUAAUUACUAAAUAAAUAUAAAUUAACUAGUGUGAUAAAAUAUUAACGCGAGGAAAUGGCUGAUGAAAAUGGACAUUGAAAGCCUCUCAGCAGAGUGGUAGAAAAUCGAUAUAAGGUCUCUCGCAUCCUGGUGCGAGGGGAAAUGUGCGUGGAAGGUAUAUAAAAAAAAACGAAGAAAAUUUAGCGUUAGAAUUUUUUGCAUUUAAACAGAAAAACAAAAAAAAAACAAUUCCUCACAUUAGCAUUAAACGUAUAGCGUAAUUUUUAGCUAAAAAAACAAACCGGAGAAAGUGGUGAAAAAUCCAAACAUAUUUCAAAUAAAAAAUCGUUAAGCAAAAAAUGUUCUAAAUCUCACACAAAAGAUUAAGAGAACCAAAAUUCUGUGAAAAACUGUCAUCUCUUCGCAUUUCAAUAUUCCUUUCAUAAAACCAAAACAAAAUCCAUAUUGCGUGGUUCUGUUCUUUAGCACAUUCCUUCAGAAUUUCCAAUUUAAACAAAAAAAAGAAGCAUCAAGUCUCUAAAUUUUUCAUCUCUCUUUGACAAAGGUUUCUCAUUGAAAGUGUAUAAAAGAAAAUUUACUUAAAAAAAAAUAAAACAUUAUUUAUAAUCAAGGAAUUAAAUGAAAGGAAAGAAUCGUAGUUAAUGUUUAAAAAUUGACGAAAGUAAAGGUCCAUAUUAGAGUGGAUGGAAAAAUCACGAAAUAAUAUUGUAAAGGUCAAAAUACUAAGAAUUGUAUAUGUCUAAAUAAAAGAAUAUCUAAACAGGAAUUCAUCAUAGUUAUCUAAUCAAUGCUAUGCAGCACAGAUUUCUUAGUUUGGAUUCUAAUACUAUUUUUCAUGUUGCUUUAGUCUAGUUAUUCACAAAUUCAUUUGAAAUUUUGUCAAUAUUGCUCCUGUGGUGUAGGCAAAAUUAUUUUAAAUGCUUUUUGAUACAAAAGUGAUCAUAACUUUAAUUACACGGAACCGAAAUGAUUGCUCUAAAGUGUAAAUAAAAGGCCUGUGAAUUCUCAUCAAUUUCCUGAAACAAAUUAGGUUGAUAAAAUUAACACCAGGGGCUCUGUGGGUUCCAGAAGACUUUGUACUUCAGGCAAGACCAUUUUAUUAAUUUUCGAUCGAGUUUUGCAAAAGUGAUCAUAACUUCAAUUACACGGAACCGAAAUGAAUGCUCUAAAGCGGCAAUGAAAGGUCUUUGAAUUCUCAUCAAUUCCCUAAAACAAAUCAAGUUGAUAAAAUUAACACCAGAGGCGCUGUAGGUUACAGAAGACUUUGUACUUCAGGCGAGACCAUUUUAUCAAUUUUCGAUCGCGUUUUGCAAAAGUAAUGAUAACUCCGAAAAUCAGGAAUAGGAAUUAAUCUCUAAAAAUGCAAAUAAAAGGCCUUUGGGCUUCCCUCAAUUCUGUGAAACAAGUCAAGUUGGUAAAAUAAAUAAGAGAAGCCCUCAGUACAUUAUAUUGUCCGGACUAAACCAUAAGCUUCUUGACGCCAAAAAUAAACUCAAAUGAAAAACGUGCGAGAGGUCCUCAAUUUUCUAAAACACUGUAGAUGCAGGUGACUUUGCCCCCCUACUAUUCACGAAUUCUAAUGUUUAAAAACGGGCAUCAGCGAUUAUACAUGGUAGAUCGGAUCGAUAAAGACCAUCUUUAAGUGUUAGAAUUAAAGAAAAGCUUACGAACAUGAUGGGGUCAAAGGCACCCACGAAGGACAAAAUCAUUCGCAUCUACGGUACAUAAAGUUAAUAAAAUUAACACCAGAGGUGCUUUAGGUUUUUCAAGCCUUUUUAUUCCGGACAAAACCAUUUCUGAUUAAAACCGCAAGAAUAUGGGAAUCAUAAAAUAAUGUACGUAAGAAGCGCAAAUGAAAUGCCUUUGAAUUGCCUUCAACUUUGUAAAGCGAACCAAGAUGGUAAUAGUCUUUGCUUGAUCCUCAAUUCUCUGAAACAAAUCAAGUUGAUGAAAUUAACGCCAGAGGCGCUGUCGCGAUCAAUUCGUUAAGAUCGAUUUUUGAAGCAAAAAUGAUCGUAAUGUCGAGUAUAAUAAACCGAAAUUAAUAUUUUUAAGGUCAAAUGAAAGGUCUUUGAAGUGUCUUCAACUUUGUAAAACAAGUCAAGCUGGUAAAAUCAACGAUACUUUAAGCAGAUACCUUAAGAGCCGGAGAUUAAGCCUUGUAGUUCUGAACAAAUCAUUUGUAUCGCUUCUUAGAUUAUUAAAAAUUUCUGUGAACAUCGUAAAUUAUUCUUUAAAAGCAUAAAUGAAAGGUCUUCAAAUUUCCCUACAUUCUCUAUAAUUAAAGUUUAUAAAAUUAAAACCAGGGGCGCUGCAUAUACUAGAAAAGUCUGUGUAACCAAAGCAAAAUCACUCUCUUCAAGUUUUAUAAAUAAAAUGAUCAUAACUGAAUUUCUACUUCACUGAAGUGAAUUUUCCGAAACGAAGAUGAAUGGAUUUGGAAUCUCUUACUUCUUUCCACAACAAAUAAAAUGUAAUAUUUUAGUUCUCGAACUCAAAGAGAGAGAGCAAUUUUAUAAUCCACUUUAACCCCACCAAAAUCACGUCUUUUGUUUUAUUUCGAAAACCGCUCCUAUGAUUUCUUGCAUUUUCGAAUAUGACUUAGAGGUAGUUCAGGCGUUUAUUUCGUCGUUGGACACAUAGUUCGAAAACCAUUUCGAUAUCGAAUUUUCGAAGAUCGAAGUCUAGCCACUUAGAAGGGCCUAUUUUUCAACCGAUUUGCUUAAAUUUGAAUUUUUCUGAAAGAUCUUGAAAUUUUCAACCAGAGUACAUCGGAUUUAAUAGAUCAUGAAUCGGUAUACUACCAAGAUUUAUCUUUCUCGUAUUUAGUUUUUUGUUUGUUCGAAAGCUUUUUACUCAUGCUAAAAUAAUUCUGAAACCUACUUUUCUUAAGCUAUUUGUCAUUUCGGGAUGAUUUUUCAAACCGUUUAAUCGGUAGUAAAUAUUUAUCGUAAUAGCUCUCUUUCGUUAGUUUAAGUACUUCGCAAAGCUAGAACGCUUUGUCAUCUCUUUUUAACACAGAAGUACUGUUGGGACACGAAUUGUUGGAAAAUGCGUUUACUAUUAUACAUAAUUUUUUAAGCUUUCUUGGUACUUCUUGGUUCUUAACAUAAAUCGAGUAUUAACGGAAAAUCCUGCAAGUACUCUACUGUUUUUUGUAAGAAAUGAUUAAAAUUUAUGUGGAGAAUUUUUGAAAAUAAGAAAAACCAUCAAAGACGAAGAGUCCGUUCUGAGACGUUUCGUUUGAAAUUUAGAAAAUUUAAUUCGGUUCAAUUGAAAUAGAAGUAUGCUCGUUUUAGUAUCAAAAUGCGAAAAAAACUACCUAGAUUACCAGUGCAAAACAAAAUAAUUGGUGAAAUAUUUUUAUUUCUUAAUUACUAGAUACAAGCAACAUGAAGAAAAGCAGGAGAAUUCAGAAGCAUUAAAAAAAUGUUGCAUGGCGUAAUUUUCCUAUUUUCUCCUACGAAACAUUUGAUAUGAUCGCACCAUAAAUGAAUCACUCUUGAUUUUUCAUCAUUCUAAACGUCACUAACAUUUUAGGAAUUCCGAAAGUAGGCGUCAAAAGUAAAUUCGUCGUAUUACUGCAGCUAUUCGGAUUGUAAAAGUUCUUUAUUGAAUUCUUUAUAAAUAUUUUAAUAAUGCAACUUUUUGCUAAAGCAUUAUUCACAUACAAUUAAAAAUUUAAUUCCGUAAAAUAUUUUAGUCAUAUUGCAUUAUCUGAUUGGCUAGAGGUGGAAAUCAUUGAGAGCUCUAACCAAUCAGGAAACGCAUUAGGAAUAAAAUGUUUUAAGGCGGUGAUUUUUCGAAUCCGAAUUCUGACCAAUCAAAAAAAAAUUCAGUAAUAUUUAAUAGAAGUAAAUUUAAUUGAAUUUUUCCAAUCCGAAUGUUUCCGUAAUAGCAGACUUGCUCAAAAAAAAGUCAUAACGUUUAAAAGAAAUUUAGAUAAAAAUUUGUACAGUGAUUAAUAAACAAAAUUAAGGAAUUCAGAAAAAAACAAUUUGGCAAAAUCUAAAAAAAAAAUUGAGACAUCAUCAUAUCUCAUAUUCCUCUUUUUCACUCACUAAAAGAAAAAGAUAAAAUAAUACAAAAAAAAACAAAUUAUUAAAAAAAGAAAGAUUGAAUAUAAAAGAAAAUUAGAAGUAAAACUUAACGUAGAGAGUGUCAAAUUGAGUUAAUUGACGAAUGACGGUGAAAAAAUGACUUUUAAAACUAUUUAAUAAAAAAAAAUGAAUGAGAAAAGUAAUAAUUCUAACGCUUUAUCGAUCGCUCACCGUGACGAUCGACAGUUCUAUACAAUUUCACAACCAACAAGAAAUGAAGCACACAUUAACAAACGAAUAUAUAAAAAAGAAAGAUAUGAUGAAAAAACACUUGAAAAAAAAACUAAUUAAAAAAAUAGACAUUAACAAUUAUGAAUAUUUAACAAGAUGAAAAAAUAUGCGAAACAUUUUUAGAUAAUCUAGAGAAAGAGAUGAAUGACAGAAUGCUACACUCAUAAGUAAAAUAUAAAAAAAAAAACUUAGAAAAACUGUUGCUAAUUCGUCAAUUUUAUUUUUAAAACUUUUUAUCUAUUAAGUAUACUUUUUAUUUUGCAAACCUGAGAUUAUUGGAAUCAUUUCGUUUUGAGUACAAAUUUAUUAAUUUAGAUAAGUCAUUUAUUUAUUUUUCUACUUCCGAAGUACAAGAUAUUUAAUUUCUUUAUCGUUAUCAUUCUCAGACGUCGGAAAAAGGUGAGAAAAAAAAACUAAUAUCAAGAUUAUUUGAGUGUGAAUGUAAAUAAAUACUACGUGAGUAAUUCUUCAAAUAAAACAAAUGAAAAAAAACAAGAAAAUAUUUAAUAGAAAAGAGUCUUUUAAUAUAUACAAUUAUAAAAGAUGAUAAAAAAUGAGAAAAUAAGAAAAAAAACACAACAAAUCGUUUCAAUAAGUUUUUCAAAAAAAAAUACAAAAACAAAAAAGACAACAUUCUUUCGCACAAGCAC